Lytechinus variegatus (green sea urchin) is the source of this 3736-nucleotide messenger RNA. RefSeq names its product serine-aspartate repeat-containing protein F-like. The coding region runs from base 11 to 3421 and encodes 1136 amino acids. The record is from RefSeq and is a predicted model, not a curated record. NCBI's taxonomy places the organism in Eukaryota, Metazoa, Echinodermata, Echinoidea, Temnopleuroida, Toxopneustidae. The transcript is spliced from 5 exons.
CAAGUGAUGUAUGGCUCCACUUCACCAUGUUCACUACCGCUACACGACGUUCCACCUAGUGAACAUCAAGCUGAUGAACCUGUUUGGAUACUCCGGCCGGAUGGCAAAGGAUCUGGAACUAGAAUCUUUAAGGUCUGCUGUUCUUGCAUCUUUGAAACCAAAAACACAACCAAAUGAAGGAACUAAGCCUGUUACUGAUGCCGAGGAUUCAACAAAAGCGGAUGAAGCGGAUGAAGAUGAAGAAGAGAGUCUUCGACUUCUCAGAUUAGCUGCUCUCAAAAGCAAAAAGGAAGAUUCAGUCAGCCAUGUUUCAACACCAGUCCCAGGAUCUCCUGCUCACCCACAGAAUCCUCCGGCCCAGGGAAACCUACUACAGCCACAACCUGCCCCUUUCCACCAGGCAGGGACAGGAGGUCGGAGCAACCUUAUUACCAUUCCUCUCCAGGAUACCACUGUUCCCCCCCAGCCUGCUCCUGGCUCCAACAGUCACCAAGCUCCUAAGACAAGUGCCAACGACAGUGGCGUCAAGGAAGAGCGUAGCACCAAGUUCAGCCGCUUCGAAAGUUCUGAUUCCGAGUCAGACGUGGACGAAGACAUUUUUGUCCAGACGGCCAGCGACUCGGAUAAAAGUGCCGUCAGUGAUUCAGAGAGCGAUAAGGAUUCCGAUUCAGAUUCUGAUUCUUGGCGGACGCGAUCGUUUAGUGAAGCCGAAAGCUCUUCCUCAGAAGCAGAAGCUGAUAAGGACAGUAAGUCUCCUGAAGUAGAAAGUGUGACAAACAAAAACCAUGAUUCAAGUGAUAUUGGUGAAAAGGAUGUAACAGCACAGAAAGAAACAAUUAAAAGUGAUCGCCCAGAAAAGAAGUCUGAGCGUGAUACAAGAAAAGACAAUGUCAGGGAUAGUAGAGACAAUGAUAGAAGUCAUCGAGACAGAAGAGAGACGAGGCAUUUAGAUUUACGGUCUCAACUUCGGAACAAAGAAAGAAGUAGGGAAAGGGAGAGAAAUCAUCAUCAGAGAGACACAAGAGACAAGAGGGAUGAUUACAGAAGCAGAGAUAGUGAAAGGGAAAAGAGGAUAGAGGAGAGACGCAGACAUUAUGAAUCAAGGAGGGGAGAUAGAAGGCCGUCUCCCGGAAAAUCACAGAGACACACGUCUGAGCGCUCCAGAAGAGAAGACAGAUUACGUAAAGACAUUGACAGGAAUGCUCUUGAGGCAAGGAGACAAAAGUUUGCUUCAGGGAGUAGUGUGAAUUUGAAAGAUAAGAAAGUUGUUCUCAAAUCGUCAGAAAAUGGUGCAAACAUUCCAGUGAACAAGAGUAGUGUAAAUGAUAAUGACGUUCAUGUACCUGAAAAGAAAUCACAAGAUGAUGCCAAAGCAGAAAAGCUUCCCACAGAGGGAAUUGAAAGCGAUAUUUCUUUGUCUAGUGUGGAAUCUGAAGCCGAAUCAGAAUCCGAAUCUAGUAGCGAUGAGGAAGAUAAGAAAGAGAGCGAGUCGGAGUCAGAAUCUGGAUCCGACGAAGAGGACACACGUUUUAAAAGAACUUCAACAAAAAGCGAUACCAAAACGUCCUCACAAGCACCAACACAAUCUCGCCUUAUCACUUCAAUGACCUUCCCCAAAGAAGGUCCCCCACCACUGCUUCCACGUAGGAGAGCCAAUGACAUUGACCGCAGUAGAGAUCGCAGGGGACUAGAUGACUUACAGAGGUCCCGUAGACCUCAAGGUUUUAGGGACGAUAGGAGAGAGCGUGAUCGGAGAGAUCGCUAUCCCAGAGAUCAGCAGGAGCACAGUUCAAGUAGAGAGUCUCGAGACCGCUCACGAUUAGGCACUCGUGAGGAGAGGCGGCAUCCUCGAGACACAAAGGAAAGGCCUGAUGAAAAAGAUUUUGAUAAGCUACGGAAGCCUAGGACCAAUGACAUGAAUGAAAGAGAACGUGAUAUUAAAAAGAUUCCCAGAGAUAAUGACAUAAAUGAAAGAGCACCUCCUCUCAGAACUCCAAGAGAUGCAAAUAUUGAUGAGAAAAGGAGCAGAGUUGGUGCAAGAGACAAUGAUAGAAAUUUAAACGAAAGAAUCCCUCACACAGAUCGCGAAGCACGCAGAAACCCUCGAGAUACAAAUUUAGGGGAUAAAGCGGACAGACACAUUUCGCAGGACAAUAGAAGGACUUUAAGCAGAAAGAUUGCUUCAGCCAAAGACUUUGUUUCAGAGAGUUCUGAAUCAGAAAGUGAAACUGUGAACCAGGCUCUGCGAAGUAUCGUGAAAACCGACAAGGCUGAAGAAGAUUCAAAGAGCAGUUCAAGGGACAGUAAAAGAUCAAAAGACAUUGAAAAGGAUGAACUAAAAGAGAGGAGAGAUCCCAAGAGGGAUGGGGGAACAAGAGAAAGGGAAAGGAAAUCAAAGCAUAAGCGAGAUGUCAAAGAAAGGAUAGGCAGAAGAAAACGGGAUGUGAUUAAACACGAGAUACCAGACGGAGAAGCUGCCAAAUUGGACUCUUUUCAAGUUACAAUUUCUGAAGAUACUGCUGCCCAGAAGAAGAGAUCAGUUCUUGACAGGCUAGGUAGUGCACCCCCUGCGGACAAAGUCAGGAACUCUGUGAAGUCACGCCUUGGUCCUGUGAAGACGGAAGCUGCCGAUUCUACUACUGACAUUGCCCCUAUGGACCCAGAAGACGACCUCUUCCCCGAAGAACUGGGUCCCCAAGGUGAUGGUGUGAAAAGGAGGAAAGUAGAAAUAAAUGACAAGUAUUCCAAUCCAACCAAAAAGCGCCUUAAACUCAAACGAGUAGAACCACCAGGUGAGGUGAAGUACGAUGACAUUACUCUAGACCAUGAAAGUGAAAUGUAUACCGUGGCAGAACCUCCGGCGAAACGUAAGCAGCUGAGCAAGUCGUUACUGAGCCGGCUUAGCGAUAAACCAGGAACUCCGCUUAACUCGGAGGAAACUUCUACAACUCUUGACGGUGGAUCCUCGCCAGAAAUAGAACCCGUCAAGCGGAAAGUCAAGUCCAGGGACAGUGAGGAUAGGGUGGAGAAGAAGAGCAAGUCUAAGAACAGGGAUGUGUGGUCCAGGAAGAACGCGGAUGCUGCAGUGGAAGAUGUGGAUGGUGUGGACGAUGCUCCGCCCAAGAGGGAUAUACGCAAGUCCAAGAAUAAAGACAUUUGGUCUUCUGAGAGGAGCGUCAUCACUGCAAACCCUGAGAAGGAUGUUGGUGAAGAGUUACCGGUGAGGAAGGAGCGCAGAUCACGGGAUGUAUGGUCUUCCAAGAGGAAAGCCGUCACCAAGGAUGCAAAGGAAGACAGUAAGGGUUCCAAGGACGAUGAGUUAGAAGAGAGGAUUAGGAUGAUAAAGGCCAAGAAUGCGGCCAUUAUGCAACGCCAAAAGGAAAUUGAAGAGGAAAAGAAAAUGUUUGGUGGGCAUAGGUAGCAGAAAUUCAAAGCAAACCCUCCUAUAUAUUGCUGAGAACUGCUGUAAUAUCAUGUAAUUCCACAUUGUUUGGAGGGUGGGGUGACUUCUGCAAUUUUUUUCAGCUGCACCACUUAACUGUUGAAACAAAGCUUUUCUUAGAUCAUUUAAAUACACUGUAUAUGAGAUAUUGCUUCAUAUAGUAAAAAAAUAACACCUAUUUCACCCCUACCCCAAAAAAUGUUUCAAAAGGUAAAUGGUUUUCAUGGGCAUCCUCAUUGCUGGUACAUGCAGGCAGGGCUUGACAUUAGCAGUGGCCCAGGGCAACCAAAAAUG